Messenger RNA from Drosophila guanche, 702 nucleotides. RefSeq lists its product as uncharacterized. NCBI's taxonomy places the organism in Eukaryota, Metazoa, Arthropoda, Insecta, Diptera, Drosophilidae. The transcript has 2 exons. The coding region runs from base 1 to 702 and encodes 233 amino acids. The record is from RefSeq and is a predicted model, not a curated record.
AUGUUUGAGAGCCCGCGGUCUGGCGCGGUAGUGACCUGCGACCAGCCCAGCGGAGCCUCCAACGAAAUUGACGAUCAGAACGAAACAAGCUUGAACCAGUUCAAGUUUGUCACCCAAAUGCUCAUCGACAACCAAACCGUGCACUACCGUGCGUCCAAUCAAGCCAAGUUGGAAAAACGGCGCCUACGCGCUGAACGAGAUUCUGAGAAGGAGCUGGAACGGGAACGCAAGAAGAAGCGUUCCACAGGUGGAACUGAUAAUGAAAAAGAGUCCAAUAAGAGAGCCCUACAGCAUCAGUUGUGGCAGCAACAGAAUUCCCACGUAAACCACACCGAAAUGUGCAUGGCCUGCACGCCGGAGGAAUUCCUUUCACGACAACCCUCGCCACUCUCCAGGACACCUUCCAGACCACCGUCCGGGCCACGCCUGCCCCCUAGAAUACCUGCCGUCAGCAUGCCUGAUCUGUCGAAGCGAGCCUUAUCAGGCUUGGGCAUGAACAACCGCUCUGUACAGCCCGAUGUUCAGUCAUUAAAGUCCAGGAUCAGCCGGAAGCGUGCUGUGUGCCAAGAGGCUACCACAAACCGCCCAGUUCUAUCCUAUCCGCCAUCUGUCAGCAGCGAACUAUCGUCACGUCCCUGCUGCAAGAGGAACUCCAGCUGCAAUAACAAAAAAACAGAUAAUUCUGUCGAUAUCUGGCCAUGA